CCCGGGGUGGCCCGGGGCGCUCUCCAGACUCCCGCCCCGGGGGGAACGCGGGGCGCGGCCGCAGCCCCGCCGCCGAGGGUCGGGAGGGAGCUGCCCGCGGGGAUCCCCGGCCGCACGCGCGCGCGCGGCCCCACGCUCACGCUCUCCCGCACACUCACCCGCACGCGCGCCCGCCCCGAGCCGGGGCUGCGGACAGGGCUCGCGGGCGCGCCGAGCGGGCCGGGCAGCGGCCGUCCGUCCGGCGUGGGGUGGCCGCCAGCCGCGCUCCGGCUCGUGGAGGGAGGCGCCCGGGAGGGGUGCUGAGCCCGAGCAUGGGGCCGGGUGAGCGCUGAGUGUCUCGGCCGCAGCCUUCAGCCCUGGAGAUGACCAGGAGCGGCCACUGCUGAGAACUAUGUGGAGAGAGGCUGCGAGCCCUGCGGCAGAGCCUCCGGCUGGGAUAGCCGCCCCCCGUGGGGGCGAUGCGGACAGCGCGGGACAGCCAGGGGAGCGCGCGGGGGCCGCAGCAUGCGGGAACCCGCUAAACCCGGUGGCUGCUGAGGCGGCCGAGAUGCUCGUGCGCGCGGCGCGCCCCACCGCAUCCUCGACCUUCUCCGGCUACAGGGACCGUCAGUGGCGGCGACUAUGGGCAGACUGGGCUACUGGGCGCUGCUGGGACUGGCGGCCCUUCUGGCGUGGCGCGGCCCGGCGCCCGCGGCGGCGGCAGAGAAGGGGCCUCCGGCGCUGAACAUCGCGGUGCUCCUGGGCCACAGCCACGACAUGACGGAGCGCCAGCUGCGGACGCUGUGGGGGCCCGAGCAGGGCGUGGGGCUGCCCCUCGACGUGAACGUGGUGGCGCUGCUGAUGAACCGCACCGACCCCAAGAGCCUCAUCACGCACGUGUGCGACCUCAUGUCGGGCGCCCGCAUUCACGGGCUGGUGUUCGGGGACGACACGGACCAGGAGGCCGUGGCGCAGAUGCUGGAUUUUAUCUCCUCGCAGACGUUUGUCCCCAUCCUGGGGAUCCACGGGGGCGCGUCCAUGAUCAUGGCUGACAAGGACCCGACGUCCACCUUCUUCCAGUUCGGCGCGUCCAUCCAGCAGCAGGCCACGGUCAUGCUGAAGAUCAUGCAGGACUACGACUGGCACACCUUCUCGCUGGUCACCACCAUCUUCCCCGGCUACCGGGAGUUCAUCAGCUUCGUCAAGACCACGGUGGACAACAGCUUCGUGGGCUGGGACGUGCAGAACGUCAUCACCCUGGACACGUCCUUCGAGGACGCCAAGACGCAGGUGCAGCUGAAGAAGAUCCACUCGUCGGUGAUCCUGCUGUACUGCUCCAAGGACGAGGCCGUGGCCAUCCUGAGCGAGGCGCGGGCGCUCGGCCUCACGGGCUACGACUUCUUCUGGAUCGUGCCCAGCCUGGUGUCGGGCAACACGGAGCUCAUCCCCAAGGAGUUCCCCUCGGGCCUCAUCUCCGUGUCCUACGACGACUGGGACUACAGCCUGGAGGCCCGGGUCAGGGACGGCCUGGGCAUCCUCACCACGGCCGCCGCGUCCAUGCUGGAGAAGUUCUCCUACAUCCCCGAGGCCAAGGCCAGCUGCUACGGGCAGUCAGAGAAGCCGGAGGCCCCUCAGCACACGCUGCACCAGUUCAUGGUGGACGUGACGUGGAACGGCAAAGACCUGUCCUUCACCGAGGACGGCUACCAGGUGCACCCCCGGCUGGUGGUCAUCGUGCUCAACAAGGACCGGGAGUGGGAGAAGGUGGGCAAGUGGGAGAACCAGAGCCUGAGCCUGCGGCACGCCGUGUGGCCGCGCUACAAGUCCUUCUCGGACUGCGAGCCCGACGACAACCACCUGAGCAUCGUCACCCUGGAGGAGGCCCCGUUCGUCAUCGUGGAGGACAUCGACCCGCUCACGGAGACGUGCGUCAGGAACACGGUGCCCUGCCGCAAGUUCGUCAAGAUCAACAACUCGACCAACGAGGGCAUGAACGUCAAGAAGUGCUGCAAGGGCUUCUGCAUCGACAUCCUCAAGAAGCUCUCCCGGACCGUGAAGUUCACCUACGACCUCUACCUGGUGACCAACGGGAAACAUGGCAAGAAAGUGAACAACGUGUGGAACGGCAUGAUCGGGGAAGUGGUCUACCAGCGGGCGGUCAUGGCCGUGGGCUCGCUCACCAUCAACGAGGAGCGCUCAGAGGUGGUGGACUUCUCCGUGCCCUUCGUGGAGACGGGCAUCAGCGUCAUGGUCUCCCGGAGCAACGGGACGGUCUCCCCCUCCGCGUUUCUAGAGCCCUUCAGCGCCUCCGUCUGGGUGAUGAUGUUCGUGAUGCUUCUCAUCGUCUCCGCCAUCGCCGUCUUCGUCUUCGAGUACUUCAGCCCGGUCGGGUACAACAGGAGCCUGGCCAGAGGGAAAGCGCCGCACGGGCCGUCGUUCACCAUCGGGAAGGCCAUCUGGCUGCUCUGGGGCCUGGUGUUCAACAACUCCGUGCCCGUGCAGAACCCCCGGGGGACCACGUCCAAGAUCAUGGUGUCCGUGUGGGCCUUCUUCGCCGUCAUCUUCCUGGCCAGCUACACAGCCAACCUGGCCGCCUUCAUGAUCCAGGAGGAGUUUGUGGACCAGGUGACCGGGCUCAGCGACAAGAAGGGGGACCCGCACACCCUCGUGCCUGCCCUGGGUCACCUCGGCUGCAGGCCCGGCCGCUCAGACCGCAGCUCCUGCCUGCCCCCGUCCACAGGGGAGAGCCCCAAGACCGGGCCGUAUUCCGACGGCCAGCAGAGGAGCUGCACCCCCGGCCCGGUUCCCUGCCGGCUCCACCACGCUGAGGCUGGCCCCCACCACGCCCGUGACCCGUCCCCUGCUUUCUUUUCGGUCCGUUCCAGGAAGCUGGACGCCUUCAUCUACGACGCGGCCGUGCUGAACUACAAGGCCGGCCGGGACGAGGGCUGCAAGCUCGUGACCAUUGGCAGCGGCUACAUCUUUGCCACCACAGGCUACGGGAUCGCCCUGCAGAAGGGGUCCCCCUGGAAGAGGCAGAUCGACCUGGCGCUGCUCCAGUUUGUGGGCGACGGGGAGAUGGAGGAGCUGGAGACUCUGUGGCUCACGGGCAUCUGUCACAACGAGAAGAACGAGGUCAUGAGCAGCCAGCUGGACAUCGACAACAUGGCCGGCGUGUUCUACAUGUUGGCGGCGGCCAUGGCCCUCAGCCUCAUCACCUUUGUCUGGGAGCACCUCUUCUACUGGAAGCUGCGCUUCUGCUUCACCGGCGUGUGCUCUGACCGCCCAGGGCUGCUCUUCUCCAUCAGCAGGGGCAUCUACAGCUGCAUCCACGGGGUGCACAUCGAGGAUAAGAAGAAGUCCCCCGACUUCAGCGGCUCCCAGAGCAACGUGCUGAAGCUGCUGCGCUCGGCCAAGAGCAUGUCCAACGCGCCCCACGCGAACCCCCCGCGCAUGGACUCCCCGCAGGGCACGGCCGACUUCAUCCCCCGGGGGUCCCUCAUCAUGGACAUGGUCCCCGACAAGGGCAACCCCAUCUACGCCGACCCCCGCUCCUUCCAGGGCAAGGACGGCUUCUUCGGCGACAGCAUGAACGAGCUGCAGACGUUCGUGGCCAACCGGCACAAGGACAGCCUCAACAACUACGUGUUCCCGGGCCAGCACCCGCUGACGCUCAACGAGGCCAACCCCAACACGGUGGAGGUGGCCGUGAGCACGGACGCCAAGGGCAGCUCCCGGCCGCGGCAGCUCUGGAAGAAAUCCAUGGAGUCUCUGCGGCAGGACUCCCUGAGCCAGAACCCUGCGUGCCCGCGGGGGGAGGACGGGCCCGGCGAGAACCGCGCCCACUCGCUCAAGAGCCCGCGCUACCUGCCCGAGGAGCUGGCCCACUCGGACAUCUCCGAGGCGUCCAGCCGGGCCACGGCCUACCGGGAGCCGGACAACAGCAAGAACCACAAGACCAAGGACAACUUCAAAAGGUCGCUGGCCUCCAAGUACCCGCCGGAGGGCGGCGAGGGCACGGAGCGCGGCUCCUUCCUGAAGACCAAAGCCAGCUCGCCCCGGGACAAGAUCUACACCAUCGACGGCGAGAAGGAGCCCAGCUUCCACCUGGACCCCCCGCAGCUGGUGGACAACCUGUCCGUGCCCGAGAGCUUCCCGGAUCCCUACGCGGACGCCGGCGAGAACUACCGCAAGGGCGACGCCACGCUGCCCCUCACCCGGAACGCGCAGCCCGGCGGCGGCGGCGGCAUUGGUGACAGCGGCAGUGGCGGCGGCAGCCUGCCCAACAACGAGCACUACAAGGUCUACUCCAAGCACCUCACGCUGAAGGACACGAGCUCCCCGCACAGCGAGGGCAGCGAGCGCUACCGCUCCAACUCCACCCACUGCCGGAGCUGCCUGUCCCACCUGCCCACCUACGCCGGCCACUUCACGGUGCGCUCCCCCUUCAAGUGCGACGCCUGCCUGCGCCUGGGCAACCUCUACGACAUCGACGAGGACCAGAUGCUGCAGGACACGGGCCGCCGGGCCAGCCCGGACGAGUCCUACGCCGCGCAGGACUGGGCCCAGAACAGCGCCCUCCAGCUGCCGAAGAACAAGCUGCACAUGAGCCGGCAGCGCUCCCACGACAACAUCCUCGACAAGGCCCGGGAGGCGGACGCCGCCGGCCGCGCGGGCCGCAGCGUCAGCCUCAAGGACCGGGAGCGGCUGCUGGAGGGGAACCUGUACGGGAGCCUCUUCAGCGUCCCCUCCAGCAAACUCUUGGGCAACAAGAGCUCCCUCUUCCCCCCGGGCCUGGAGGACAGCAAGCGGAGCAAGUCGCUCCUGCCCGACCACACCUCCGACAACCCCUUCCUCCACUCCUACGGGGACGACCACCGCCUGGUGAUCGGCAGGUGCCCCUCGGACCCCUACAAACACUCCCUGCCCUCGCAGGCCAUGAGCGACAGCUACCUGCGCUCGUCCCUGCGGUCCACGGCAUCGUACUGCUCCCGGGACAGCCGGGGCCACGGCGGCGACGUGUACAUUUCCGAGCAUGUUUUGCCUUACGCUGCGAAUAAGAAUAAUCUGUACUCGACCCCCAGGGUUCUGAAUUCCUGCAGCAAUAGACGUGUGUACAAGAAAAUGCCUAGUAUCGAAUCCGACGUUUAACGACACCUCCUGGUCACACGGUCUGACCACCCCGCCCCCCCUAGGGACACCUGCGGAAUGGCCAAGGUUCCGGAGGGUAAAUAACGUGUUGGCUGGCCGGCGGGCCCCGCCCCGCGUCGGGCCGGGCGCGGAGAGGAGGCGAAGCGGGUCCAGGACAGGUGGGGGCAGCGUGGGGGGGGGGGGGGCUGGUGGCGGAAGCGGGUUCUUUGGCGUCUGCAUGCGAUAGCUUCCACUCGGGGAGGGGGCCUGUGUCGAGCAGAGGGCUGAGCCCCGAACCCAAAGCAGUCCCCACUGCGCACGCGCACACACACACCCGCACCCCCACGCACAUCCACACGUGCGCGCGCGCACUCGAGGGCGGUUCUGGACACGCGCGCCGGGGGCGGUGGGCGGUCGCGAGGAGGCGUCGGAGGCUGACGGUGAUGUGACAAGCCUAGAUUCCCAAUCCCGUGAUGCCCGACCCGGCCCUGGAAUGUCCACCCACCCAAAGCACCUCCUGGGUCCCCACCCCCACCCCCGCCCCCGACCCCCGCUCCGCGUAAGCAAUAUGGUAUGCAUGGAACCCCGACCCCCAGCCAGCGAAGCAGCCGAGAGCGCGUUGGAGAGAAACGCCCCCCACCCUCCGAGCCGCCCCCCACCCCACCCCCCACGCCAGCGAUCAGGAAGCUUGACUGCCGGGAAGGUCCUGCUUAAUUGUGCCGCCUGUCGACCCCACCCCAGCCCCUGACCCCUGACCCUCAGCCCCCACCCGCACCCCCAGAGGACUAGCAGAUGGGUUUGUGCUCGUGGCGACUUGGUGACCUUCAUCCCAGUCCAUUUCCAAGACAUGUUCAGAGGGCACGGCCACAGUCCCCUCCCCCCAAAACAAACAAACAAACAAACGUGGACAGCUGCGAAAACACAUGGGUGUGUGCACAGGUGCCCCCCACCCCCCAUGGCUUCGAGGGUCUCGUGCAGAGCUGCAUAACCCUCUGUGUCUGACCCACGCGCACCUCCCAGCUCUGCACGGUGCCCGCCCCGCCCCCGCCCCCGCAGACCCCUGUGUAUGUUCAGUUUGCUUCCCCUCUCUUCUGGUGAUGACUCAGGGUUGUAUAGUAUCUGUCCCCCGUCCCUCCCGGAGGAACCCUCACUCGUCCAGCCCUGCCGUGUCGCUGUCCCAGGCGUGGCUCCUGUGGCCGUUUGUGCCGAGAGCCGUAAAACGCUCUAGGUCCGCCUGCCUGGGACACCGUGGCCGCCCCGACCUCCCCAGACCAGAAGCCUUCGGAUCGUGCACGGCCACAGCUGCGUGCAUGCGUGCGUGCUGUGUUCGCCCUGAGCACCCUCCCGACUGUGGCCAACCUCCAGUGGGACAAGCGACCCCUCUCUUCCAAAAGGAAAAAAAAAAAGAGUCCGCGGUGGGGGGACAGAGUGGCUCUCAGCCCCUCGGACAGAGGGUGAAUGUCGCCAAGCCUUUGUCGUCGUGAAUCCAUGCCGUGACUGUGUCCACGUGGAUGGCAGCUGUGCAGAGGCCAGGAACCAUCCUCGUUACCAUUAUUAUUAUUAUUAUUAUUUCAAACUGGGCGAAGAAGGGGCUUUUUGCUGCAUGGGAAGCGCGUGGGAGAGUGCUGAGUGCUUGCCCCCCCCAGCCCCCAAUAAAGGUCACAGUGACAGUGCAUCAGGCCAGAAUAUUCUCGCUUUCAAAGGAAUGUGACACCCCAGCACCCAUAGUCCUGGCAUUUCAUAGUUCCAGCCUUGUCACCGGUGGGUUUGUAGGGCGUGACUGGGAUGGCCUCUCGGGCGCUGCGGACCCCCCAGGCCUGCCCGGGGUCCACCGCAGGAACUUAGCAAGUGUAGAUCAGUUCACACAUUUCCUGAUCGUGUACGUUUUGCUUCUGGUUGUUGAAAAAAAGCAGUUGUGGGGGGGGGGGAAGAGGGGCAGUGGGGAGGUGCACGUUGGAAAGCUACUUCCUGUUUCCUGGACCCUCUUCUUCCUCCCAGCCCCCACCCCGGCCCCCUGCCUGUGUGUGUUAUCUCCCCCAGGAGCGGGCAGGUUUGGGGAAACGUCCCACGGAGUUGGGGUCAUCCAAUGGCUUCAUCUCCUGGAGAGACUCCCCCUCCCCCCAAGGUGUCCCCAGCGUGAUGGCAUCUUGCACCUUCGCUCUCUGCACCCCCAGACCCACAGUGGGGAAGCCGAGGAGGAUGGUCACCCCUGCGUCCAAACUCAGCCGCCCUGUUGCUUCUUGAGUUUCCUGCCUCACCCCUUCCAGGACCCUCCAGAUCCCGGUGCCCCCAGCCUGCCCGCUCCCGUCACCCCACACACCUGCCGCAUUUUUAUCCUGGGCUGGGUCUCAGAGUCCUCCCAGAAGACCGAGCCGUAACCCGGCAGCCUCCCGAGAUGCACUCUGUCCCUUGGGUGGGGGGCGGGGGGCUGCCAGAGGCGACCGAUCUCCAGGGACAGUGCGCUGCUCUGGGAAUGACGCCCGUGACCAGAAAGGCGCCUUCCGGUUGCAGUGGUCACACCCCGCUCGGGACUCAGAAACUAGAAAACGUGAGUCGGGAAAGUGCCCGGAGGAACGUGGCUGAGAAACAGCCCCGGAGUGUGGGACGUGUGGGGACCGGACCCGCUCACUGUAGGUGCAGCGAGAGUCGGUCCCCAGCACCAGCCCCGCCUCUUCCUGGAGCCACCCCGGGGGAAGGACAGUCACGCCAGUGCUGACGGCCGCUUCUCGGUGGAGGGUGGUGAGGGGCAGCUGGCCAGGCUGGGCGUUUGGGGAAGGACCCUGGGAAUAGAACACGGGGUCAAGGUGGUGAGAAUUCCCUGGCAAGUCUGAGGGCUGGGCCCAAAGGAAUUCUCCAGAAGAUCCCCCCAGCCCUGAAAGCUGAGACGUGGGGACACCCCAGAGCCCAGACCCUCUGGAACCCGAACAUCCUGGCAUCUGUGCAUCGACCCCUUCAUGCCGUUUCAGUGGUUUACCUGCUUGUGACAGCGCAGCCGGCACACCCGAACGCAGUGGCCCGUGGCCCUGUCCACGACCCCCGCCCGCGGUGGGGAGGGGGAGGGGAGAGGUCUGCAGAGCCUGAAGGUGGAUCUGUGAGGCCUGCUGACUCCUGAGGCUUCUCUGAGGUGAGGCCUGUGGCCCCACUCCCGCCCUCCGACCCCCUGGCCCGUGUGGGGAUCAAUGUCCUCCCCCCUCAACCCUGCCCCCCUCCACCCCACGUCUCACCUUCCUGCCCUCCUCAAACCUCAGGGCAUCCGUGGAUGCAGCUGGCAGGAGCAUGGGGCCUGCCUCUCCCCCACGGCCCCUCAGAGGGCGCCCAAGGAAUCCCCAAAGGCCCCUCUUGAGCGGAAAGCAUCACAAUUCAGUUCUGGCCGCAGCCACAUCCAUCGAAUCAAUUCACACUUAUUUUCAGGAGAGAGAACUGAAAAUUGCACCUUGUUUACAAAUGAAAGAGUUUCGCUUAGAUGGGCCCCCAGCCAAGGUAGGAAAUUAGUCAGGAGGCCCCCCCCCCCCCCCCGUGCCUGUGCAUUCUCCUGGAUGGAGUCUUUAAUAUUCUGUACCCCUCCUCAGAAAAUGACAAAUGUCCUGAAUUCUCUGCAAAUAGAAUUGCUAAUGGGAAAAAAAAAGGGAAGGGUGGAGAGUUGGUGUUAAUUGAACGGUGAUUAAAAAUUUAUCUCCUUUCAACCCAAAAAGUGCUGUGUUAAUGAGCAAGUCAUAUAAAUAAAUGCCUUGCCCAGAAAUCUCUCGCGGUCGAAGACCUAAACUAAAUACUCGUUUGUGAGACGUAAAUAUCAUUCAGCUGUGCUGAGUAGAUUUGUCACGCCUCCGACAGCCCGGGACGGUGUCCUUGGCUCCAGAGUGUUGCAGAAGUUUCUGGAUAAGGGGAACCAGGCGUCAUUUCUGAACCGGGACCCGUUGGUGGCUGGUGCGUGCGUGUAUGUGUGACGGGAAAGCAAAGGGCCCACAGCAGUGGGGGGAGACGGGUGCCUGCGCGCUGGUCGGGACAGGGUGGAAGUGAAGCUCUCACCCACUCACAGGCAAUUGUCAGCCCGGAAACGGGGCUUGCUUGCUCUUGAAACCAAAAUCAGACGUCUGGCCUGCCCCAUCUCCGGGUGAGCGGGGCAGCCUGAGGGGUCAGGUGGCAGAUCCAGACGCGUCUCCCAGCACACCCCCCCUCGCCUGCCCCCGGCCCUGCCCACGCGAUCGGUUUUGGUGUCUGGCCGUCAGAGGGGGUCCGCGUGCCACUCCCCGUCCAAGGGGCCGAUCACGGGCCCUCCUGGGAUCAGGAAACCGCUCUUGUACACACGUCAAUAACCGCCACGCCUGACUGCCACACGCCACGCGCCCGCGUGUUUUUCAAAUCACACUGUACAUAAUGUAAAGCGUCUGUGAAAGACCAGGGGUGCCUGGGUGACUAGCCCCGGGCGAUGUUUACAGAGAGGGCACCUUUUCUUUUCCUUGUCAUUUUCUUUUUUUUUUUUUUGAAAAAAAAAAAUAUAUAUAUCUCUGUACUGUUGAGCAUGAAUCAAGCCAUGUAGGAUUUGGGUCUCUGUGCUUCGUGGCUCUGAAGAAACUCCGGGCGUGGGGGGCGGUGUGCUGUGUGUUAGGAAGUCCGCGCUGCCCUGGAGAGGUGUGUGGCUUCCACAGCCCCGCCGGGCACAUUUCCCAUUUCCAUUCCUCUCCUUCUCCCUCUCCAGCAUUUGUUCCCAGAAGUGCAAUCCCCACCCCGCACAGGGCCGGAUAAGGGGGCUCCACUCAGGGCCGGCAGGGAGGCGGAGGGGAGGGGAGAGUAACCGUGGGGGCAGGGAGCUGGUAUCAGAGCUGAGUCUCGAACCCAGGACUUCGGGAUCCAGCCUCUUCACUCGGUUCCUUUCUUGGCGUCAACCCUAGGGUGCCCGCCCAAGUACCUCGGGGGACAGAGCCAGAGAAUGCCCCGGACCUUACCCCGGCUUCCUGGCCCUUGCCUUACACAGUCCAAACAUGUCCUUCAAUUCGAUUUUCCUUUAAGCUCCCCGCACUUCUGCUUCUCAGUUCUGGAGGAGAGGAAUUAUUAUUAUUAUUAUUAUUAUUAUUAUUAUUGUCAAGGAUCUACUUCCUGGGGAGAAUCAACAAGAACAAGGGUUACAGUUCAAACAAACAAACAAACAAACAACCCAAACCAAAGAUGAACGACCUCAGUGGCCCUUGAGCCAACCAUGUGUUCUCUCUCUCCGGAGCUCCGGGUACCAAAGGGCACCACCGACUCUCCCUGUAAGGCCUGCACGGGUUCAGGAGAAGCAAAGGGGAUUUAAAAAAAAAAGCAUCACUUUUCAUCUAGAAAUUGAAUUCCCCGAUGCGAAAAAUAAGCAAGAACCCAUGGGCUGCAAAUACGGAAUCUAUGUAAAGAGCGGAAGUGAUCCGCCUCUUCGCAGAAAAGGAGAAUGUCUUUGAGCCCAUAAUCCAUCCCCCCAAAAUUCCUCUUCUGGACACGGGAGCCCUUUUGGAGACUGUAGCUCACGGACUACAGCCUCAGCUACUUCAGCCUUCGCGGAGGGAGGAGAGGAGGCAGGCGUGGGGCAGAAGGACCCCCCGUCCGUCCUUCCCCCUUCCUGGGCGGGCCGCUGAAAUACGGGCCUCUUAUUCUCCAGUUUCCCCCACUCGCAUCCCCGCUCCCCUCUCUUUUGCGACCUAUCCCUCAGGAAGGGUUGGAAGAAAUCCUCAGGCAUCGGAAAACAGACUGUGACGGGAAAUCGUGUUUGUUUGCUUCAUGUGUUGACUUGUGGGAAGUGUUUGUGAUCAUUCAGGUACAGAUGGUCAGGGAAGGGCGGGAGAAUUCCAGGUUGAGUCCCAAGUGCCUACAGUUGUGGCUGGGGUGGGUGGGGGAGGGGAACCAAGGGCGGGUGGGAGGGAGGAAGGGAGGGAGGGAGAGAGAGAGGGAGGGAGCACUGUAGCACUGUCGUCCCAUUGCUCAUCGAUUUGCUUGAGCGGGCACCAGUAACGUCUCCAUUGUGAGACUUGUUGUUACUGUUUUUGGCAUAUGGAAUACAACACGGGUACUUGUCAGGCUCUGGCGUCCAGGUGGGAUACUCUCGGUAGCCGGUCAGGCUCUCCGAGAGGGAUGGAGGAAUCAAACCCGGGUCGGCCGCGUGCAAGGCAAACGCCCUACCCACUAUGCUAUCGCUCCAGCCCAGAGGGAAACUUGCAUCAGGUCCCCCUGAGAGGAAGGAGUGGGGCUGAGGAAGGUCACAGAGGAUGGAGUUUGUUUUAGGGAGAUGGGGGAGUGGGGGAGGCCCCUCCUUCUCCCCUACCAGCCCAUUUCUCGUAUGACUAGAAGCUUAGUUUUGUUUUAUUUAGUUUUGUUUGCGUCUCCCAAGCACCUGCAUUUGCAAGUAUCCCAGUGUAUUUCCACCCGUGCCAGCCCGAGAAUGUGAACGACCUCAGAACCUUAGGAUGGGAGUGGUCGCCCCACUCCGCUGAUGGGGACAUGCAGGCUCAGACUGGCCCCAGCCUCAUCAGCAAUGAGAACUUGCUUUAAGAAGAACUUCCAUGUGUUUGGCAUAUUCGUGAAGUGCCUGAUCUCCAAGGAGGUCAGAAUCCAAGGGACAGAGAGAGGGAGAGGGAGGGAGAGAGAGAGAGAGAGAGAGAGAGAGAGAGAGGGAGGGAGAGAGGGAGGGAGAGAGAGGGAGAGAGGGAGGAAGAGAGAGGGAGGGAGGGAGAGAAGAGAGGGAGAGAGAGAGGGAGAGAGAGGAAGAGAGAGAGGGAGGGAGGGAGAGAGGGAGGAAGAGAGAGGGAGGGAGGGAGAGAAGAGAGGGAGAGAGAGAGAUGCUGCACGGAGGACCUCAAGAAGCCGUUGCUGGUGUCGGGGCCUCUGGGGCAGGCAGUGUCCCUCUUUUCCUCCUCCUCCGCUUCCUGCCCUGUCCCGGCGGGUCCUUGUCAGAGCUGCUGGCCCCUUGCACUCAGCACCUGCUUUCUUUUCAUUCCCCAGGGAGCUGCUUCUCCAGCUAGCACGUGCCUCACCUGAAAUGCUCCCUUGCUAAUCUCGCUUCUUUUUCUCAGUAGACAUCAGGGCUAAUUCCAUGAAACAUAUGCAAAGAGUCUGUGCUCACGCGUGCGCAUACACACACACACACACACACACACACACACACACACACACUGCCUUGCGCUGCCUUCCCCCGUGUGCAGUGCACCUGGGCGUGGAAAGGCCGGGGUCUUUGCUCUCUGUGAGUGGCGGCCCCCUCUCUGCCCUCCCCACGUUUGGUUGUCUCUGCCGGGCAGACAGCGCGAGGCGUAGGGGUGCGACAGGAAAGAGGAAAGAGAGAUUUUGCACAGCUGGAGGGGUGGGGGAGGCGUGUCUCCGUACUCAGGAUGGCUGAGGGUCAGCUAGCAAGCAUUUUGUUUUUGUUCCCCCCCCACCCCCCGCUAGCUCUGUUCUGCUUCCCUUUAGUCCUGUCAAAUGGUCUUGGAGAUCCUUUCCUGGUCACUGUGUCCCACCCGGUCCCGGGUCACUGAGCGUGUGUUCGGUGCGCCUCCUUGACAAGUGCUGAAUUGGAGUUUGCCGCCGAGUCCUCUCAGAGGCCCCCAGAGACGUCAUCGUAAGGUGGCAGGCGGGCCCUCAUGGAGCCCCCUGUUCUCCCUCUACACCGCGGGACCCUCUUUCCUGGCAUCUGUGCUUCUCUGUAUGGAGCCAGGGCGGCGAGGUGAGGGAAUCAGCAGGCCCCAUUCUUGGGACACUAAGCUGGCCCUUGAAGGACUGUCCCUGGAGUGUUGUAGGACGGGGUCCUUCUGGAGAGCCAGCUGACGUGCCGCCGCCGCCCCUGGCCUUGUCCUUGACAUUUCCUCUAGUCGUGCACAUCUUCCAGACUGGCCAAGAACGGUUUCCUAAAACGGAAGUGAUUCAGGUCCCAACCUGGGGGCUGUCGCCUCUCCCGGGGCCCCAGGACUGUGUGAAAACCAGAACCCCCUAGGGAAUGACAGGACUGGGCGUUCUCUCUUCUCCGGGGUCCUAGUCCAGAGCACGUGGCUCUCCAAGGAACCCAGAGGCAAGUGGCUUGCGAUGAGUCAUUUCUCAGAGGAACUGCCCAGAAUAAGGCACCCGCGGCGUGCAGAAACAGACAGGGCGAAAGUGACAUGACAGUUCAUCCGUCCCUCUUCGAGGUUUACUUUCUCCUUUUUUUUUUCCCUUCAAUUCCAGAACAUUCCUCAUUAGCAGCAGCCCUAGGUCCUCACCUCUUCCGGUCAAUUCUCUCUCACGCCUUUGGGAAGGAUGGAGAAGAGCUUUCAAAAGGGAUAUUAACAUAACGCGUAGCCAAUACCACAGCUGCCUUUUAAAUUAAUAAGGUUAAUUGUUCUCCAGCAAACAUAAGUUCGUCUUUGGCAUUUUAAAUGCUUCUCAUUGAUCUGACAUUUUGCUGUUUCACGCUUUUAAAGGGCUCAAAUCAAAGACUAUUGAUAGCUGAGCAAAUAGUGAAGGUCCAGAAAUAUAAAAACAUUGUCAGUUUUUCCAUGGAAACGAUCAUAGCCUUUUGAAUUCAAUUGAGGUUUCUCAUUAACCAUUUAAGACUAUUUAACAUGUAGUGAAUUGUUUCUAUUUUCAGUUAACUUAAUUCAAAUAAAUAAACAGUAUUGACUUUUUAAAGAUUAAAAAAAAUAAAAUCUUGAGCUGAUUAGGUUUGUAGACACAGCUCUGGGGCCAGGACCACUAAGGGGAAAAAAAUCAAUUUAGAAAUCAGAGGUUCAGGUAACUCUCUGGCAUCAAAUUUAUUGACCAUCUGAAAACAUGGAUAGAUUUGGGAAAAAUGAAAGUGGUUCCUAAUAACUUUCAGCUUUCUCAAAAUUCCCCCCGGAAAGAAUAUUAACUGCCCUGUUGAGGUAUUUUCUUUUUCUUUUUUCAAAUAGGAAAUAAGAUCAAGAGUAAUAUCUUCAUAGAAGCUUCCAUCAACACAUAACACAGUUAACAACAUGGCUGGGUAUGACUUUAGACACUUCCCAAGCCUGAGGGUUCCUAAAGAUUUUCAUAUCGAUUCGUUUUUAACCUCCGAGUCUUAAUCUUGCUCAUUCCCCAGCUAAAACAAAUCUUAAAAGCAUAUCCUUGCCAAGUGCCGGGAGUCUAGAAUCCACUGUGGCUUGCCACACGAGAAUGUUUCCUGUGUAUGUGUUUCCGUAUAGUAUAUAUAUUUCAAAGCCGAAUAUGCAGAAAGUACUAAGUUCAUUCCUGGGUAGCUUGACUAAGAAGUAGAUCAUUACAGGAGCCAAGGAUGACCGUCUUCUUGGGCAAAGAGGAGAAACUCUUCAUUGUUCACUCAUGUCGUAAGCCUUCCCGCAUACCCACUCAAGCUGGUCAUUAUCCACAGGAGAGGACCUGGAUGGAGCGAAGGGUGAGGUUGGUGUCUGAGUCCAUUCUUAACCCAGUACGUCCAGCAUGGCCCGCCAUUUGCGGAAGGUGUCCAUUCACGCUACAUUCAGACACUGUCCAAAACCCACAUCAGACCCGGCUUGAUCUCUUGAAUGGUGGGCGCCCCACGUGAGCGGUGCGCCCGAUUCGGUGGUUUUUCAUUUUGGGAAUAGAUGUUCACCUACCAACCGCAACAGUUAAUACCUGUCAUGUUUUAAUCCACUGCAUGAGGAAGUGCUAAUAACUGUAUUAAAUAUUUCCAAGCAUAGCUACAAAAUUACACGUUUGCUUAACACCUUUCUAUGAUAGAGGAAGUAUAUACUAUGGUUGUCUUCUUGUAGUAUGUCUUUAAUUUCUGUUCAACGUGUUGCCAACUGUUUUAAGGAAUGAGGUUUGAGAUGCGUGUGCAAACCGAUAUGUACAUAACUCCCGAGGCAACGAAAGUGCCCGAUCAUACGGUGUAAAAAAUGUAAAUACAGGAAAAAUUUCAUUUUUCUAAUAAAGAUAAUUUCUGCCAAUUGAUAUGAAAACGA
Sorex araneus (European shrew) is the source of this 15014-nucleotide messenger RNA. It is a transcript of the gene GRIN2A, whose product is annotated as glutamate ionotropic receptor NMDA type subunit 2A. The coding region runs from base 622 to 5130 and encodes 1502 amino acids. Lineage: Eukaryota; Metazoa; Chordata; Mammalia; Eulipotyphla; Soricidae. Gene Ontology annotation, biological process: synaptic transmission, glutamatergic; monoatomic ion transport; excitatory postsynaptic potential. Gene Ontology annotation, cellular component: postsynaptic density membrane; NMDA selective glutamate receptor complex; postsynaptic membrane. The transcript is spliced from 14 exons. Gene Ontology annotation, molecular function: transmitter-gated monoatomic ion channel activity involved in regulation of postsynaptic membrane potential; NMDA glutamate receptor activity. The record is from RefSeq and is a predicted model, not a curated record.